This is a messenger RNA of Mugil cephalus (flathead mullet), 2539 nucleotides long. RefSeq names its product poly(rC)-binding protein 4-like. The transcript is spliced from 14 exons. Gene Ontology annotation, molecular function: mRNA binding. Gene Ontology annotation, biological process: negative regulation of mRNA splicing, via spliceosome. The coding region runs from base 494 to 1867 and encodes 457 amino acids. Lineage: Eukaryota; Metazoa; Chordata; Actinopteri; Mugiliformes; Mugilidae. The record is from RefSeq and is a predicted model, not a curated record. Gene Ontology annotation, cellular component: nucleus; cytoplasm.
AUCUGCGGUGCGACGCACAAGGAGAAGCGCGCUGCGCUCCCAGUAGAGGUCCUGUGGGGACAGGAAGGAUCACACCGCACCUCUUCGGCCGAGGCGGGGACGUAAACACACUGGCACUGAAGGCAGCUGAACCAAAGGAUUUUUUACCCCGUGAGCGCUCGGUUCUCUCCCACGGGCUGCCUCGGUCACUGGUAAUCGGGCUGAACGGGGUGGUCGCCGCCUGCAUCUCUGUGUGUGUCUCUCCCCUCCUCAGCGCACAGGCGCCCUGCACUCCAGUCUGCUGACACACCGGGAGGACAGUCCGCACUACACCUCCGUGUCAUUGGGCUCUUAUGUGGAUACAACGCCAGCACAGACCCAUGGAGAUAGUUUAGUUGGAUCUGCAGCCCGCGACCUUUUACAUGAAAACAGGACAGUACUGAAGGACCUCGGAGAGCCAGAGAACGAGCGCUGGCCUUCGCUUGACUGUGUGACCAGCGAAUGAGCCUUGUUCAUGCGUCUCCCUGCGUGCCACUCCCACAUCACUAUGAACUGCGAGCAGGACUUUGCCGACGGGGGCUUGGGAGUGACCCUCACACUGCGACUGCUCAUGCAUGGAAAGGAGGUCGGCAGCAUCAUAGGAAAGAAAGGAGAGACCGUGAAACGAAUACGAGAAGAGAGCAGCGCACGGGUCAACAUCUCAGAGGGCUCGUGUCCAGAGAGGAUCAUCACCAUCACCGGCUCCACAGACAGCGUCUUCAGAGCUUUCACCAUGAUCACGUACAAACUGGAGGAGGAUCUGACUGCGCUGGUGGCCAACGGCACCAUCAGCUCCAAGCCACCAGUCACCCUGCGGCUGGUGAUCCCUGCCAGCCAGUGCGGCUCUCUCAUUGGGAAGGGAGGGGCCAAGAUAAAGGAGAUCAGAGAGAGCACCGGAGCUCAGAUACAGGUGGCAGGGGAUUUGCUGCCCAACUCUACUGAGCGAGGGGUGACGAUAUCUGGGAAUCAGGACUCGGUAAUCCAGUGUGUCAAACUCAUCUGCACAGUAAUCCUGGAGUCUCCACCAAAGGGUGCCACCAUCCCAUAUCGACCGAGCCCCUCACCGGCUGCGCUCCUCAUCGCAGGGAACCAGGUGUUUGAGGCAUCAGAAUUUGCACCUCAUCCUCUGUACUCAGUCACCCAGGGUGGCCUGGACCUCCAGCAGGCCUACACUUUACAAAACCAAUACGGCAUUCCACACUCAGAGCUGGCCAAGUUACAUCAGCUGUCAAUGCAGCAAGGCUUGAGUCCCAUUGCCCAGCCUAGUUCGACGAUGAUACCUGGGAUGGACUCAAACUCUCAGACGUCUCAGGAGCUGCUUAUCCCCAAUGAUCUGAUUGGCUCGAUCAUCGGGCGCCAGGGCACCAAGAUCAACGAGAUCAGGCAGGUUUCAGGGGCUCAGAUAAAGAUCGGCAGCCAGCUGGACGGGACAAGCGACCGCCAUGUCACGAUCACAGGAACACCAGUCAGCAUCAACUUGGCUCAGUACCUCAUUACCUCCUGUUUAGAGACAGCCAAAUCCACAGCCCAGGCAGCCACCAUGGCAACUCCAGUUGACCUCAACAUGGCCUUCACCCAGCCAGCCUCCCCGGCUGCCUCCCCCUCACCCACACUGGCCGCCAUGGGCACCCUGACCCCGGCUCACAUGCUGGGCGCCCCGUACGGUGCCAUGCCCCUGUCCGGGCUGCUCGGGGUCAAAUCUGUCCCCUUUCUGACUCUGUCCAGCCCCGCCCCCGCCGUGGCCGCCACCGCAGCGCCGUCCCACACCACCCUGGCCGCCUACACCGCCAAAAUCUCCUCAGCCAACUGCAUCAAAAAGCCAGAGAGACAGAAGUUCGCGCCCUACUGACGCGGCCCCCUGAGCUCCGCUCCAGUCAGAUGGAGGACAGCAGCAGUGUUCGUUCACAAAACGCCUGAUGUAGCCAUAUCCGCCGGCAGAGAUGCUCUUGACUUUUAUUCUUUGACGCACCAACCCGAGACGAGACCAAUGGAGAUGUGGACAGAGCUAUUAAAAGUUAUUAUAGAUAAUUUGUGAGUUUCCCAUGAAUUGAUGGACUGCUUUCAUCAUCACCUCUUCACUGUUAUUGAUCACUGAAAAAGGAAAAAAAAAAGAAAAGAAAAAAAAGAAGGGCUGGAACCUCACCUGAGAGAUACAUGUUUAAGGCUUUUUACAUGUGCAUCUCAAGUUAGAGAUCAGCUAAGUAUUUAUCCUUCAAUAAAUUUGUAAAUUAUACUCAGAUGACAGAUGCUCUACAGUACGAUGCUUUUAUACAAUGUCUAUGUUUGCCUCUUGAAGUUUUUAAGAAAAUUUGUAAAUGUCUGGGUUUUUUUCGUUGAUUUUUUUUUGUUUUGUUUUUUUUUUUAAUAAUCUGUGCUAUGGUACUGUACUGUACUUCACUUUGUUCAGUGUUACGUCCGUUUUGUUUUCAUUUGUUUUUUUUGUUUUUUGGAUUUUAUUUUGAAUGUGGUUAAUCUUUAUUUAUUAGUAUCGUUUCAUUUAUUAAAAGUCUUUGGUUCCUGA